AAUGAACGAGCCUAUAUGGUUACGGGUGUAAACAACCUAUAGUUUUCCGAAAAUUUGUCUGAAAAAAUGGAAUAGCUUGGCAAAAAUAGAAAAUUUGAUGCAUUUCCAGUGAGCUGAGUUAAAAAUGUAGACAAUUUAAAGGAGUCGCAACGAUACCCUGAAUAUUACAGAUUGACAGAAGAUUUAGGACAACUUGGGCAAUACAAUAUGCAUUCUAGGGCUUAUUUACUUUUGGACAGAGAAUAUUUCAUGCUGCAAAGAGAUCCUGUAUGGGGAAUAAAUGCCCACCCACUCUCAGAGGACAAUAUGAUGGAAUGGACGGCUACAAUACGAGGACUGAAGGGCACGAUAUGGGAAGGUGGAAUUUUUGUUCUCAGUUUGAAAUUUGAUGAAAAUUUCAAUUACAGGCCUCCUGAUAUCCGUUUUCAUACAAUUCCAUUUCAUCCAAAUAUUGACAUGCAGACUGGCCGUCCAUGUGUGGAAUUUCUUGAUAAUGUAAAUUACUGGAAAGAUACGUACAGUUUACAAAGCAUUCUGUUAGCUAUUCAGUGUAUGUUGUCAAAUCCGGUAGUAGCCAGAGCAGUAAAUGAAGAAGCAGUUAAUAUAUUUCAGAACUCACACAGUCUUUACAAGCAGAUGGUCAUAGAUUGUGUCAAUGCCAGCCAGAAGGUCUUUGCUGGUGAAACGAUUGCAUCAGAAGGAUCAAGGGUUCACUUUGAGAGCGGAACCGGAGAGAAGGAAGACCCUGAGAGCGGGGCUAACUCGGGUCUGAGCAUUCUGAAGAUGGCCAGAAUAUCGUUUGAUGAAUACCUUACAACGUGGACUGGAAUAGCAACGUCGAAAGCUCGGGCUGAAAUGAAGAAUCCUUUACUGGAGGCAAUUAGUAAUGAUCCUAAGCUUCAAACGGCUCACUUUGGCCUGGAUAUGGAGGAACUACAGAAUCAUAUGAAACAUCAGCUAGAAACGCACAAUUCUCUGAUGUACGGCAAGUUAGGCCCCAAGCAACCCAACAAAGAGCCUGAUGGGAAGGAAAAGCGACUGGAUCAUAUUAAUAAAAUGAGAAAGAUAUACCUCCCAAAACGAACAGUUCCCCCUCCAUCUACGGCCCCAAGCGAAGCAGAGGAUGCCUGGGAGAAGGAGGUCGAUGACCUGGUAGCAUGGACCAACGACCUCAGUGAUGAUCUCCUAAAGUGAUGUUCAGGUCAAAAUAUGAAAGAGACUUACCUAGUAAAAGACUCAUUCAGCUAAGUUAUUGAGACUGAAUAAGUUAGCUCAGAAGUCUCAGUGCACUUCAGUAUAAAGAGAGAGAUUAGUGAAAAAAGUGUAUUCAGUUCUAUAUGUGUAGACCCUGAAACUGGAAUGUUUUGAUCUUAAAAGAGAGAGCGAGAGAGAGAGAGAGGGGAAAAAACGAGGAGACAUAACAAGAGAGCAAGAGAGAGAGAAGGGAAGGGAAAAUAAGGUUGGAGAGUAGCAUGGCGUAAAUCUGUGAUGUCAUACAAUUCAAGUGGGGGAUGAAACCAGAGUUCAUACCCCCUGAGCAAUAGGUUCGCCGAUCGGAUUUCCGCCAGUGGAGAGCAGAAAGAAUUUGACAGUUGACAUUUAAAGUUUUGCAUGUUUUCUAGUGAAAGAAUCUUGUGUAUCGGUUAAAAUCAAUGAGGAAGAACAGAAGAUAUUCGAAGGAAAGAAGGAAGAGAUAGAGAAUGAUUAAUUUUGCUUAAUGAAUAACUUGCUAAAGGGAAAUUUUACCCUGACAAAAAGUUUAUUGUAAAAAUAGCAGAAAAAAUAAUGAAACAUAUUGGUGAAGGUUUGAGGAAAAUCCAUCAAAGAAUAAAAAACUAUUAGAAUUUUAAUUAUUUGAUUUGUGACGUCAUAUGCAAUCAGCUUUCCUACAUAUUGUAUGGUAAAAAAAAUCAAUGAAAUGACAUUUUGUCAGAAAUUUGGAAAUGAUUUUUAUUGUACCUUCAGUAUAUCAAUACACAGAUGAUUUCACACCUCCUCCUAAAAAUAAAAUCAAAAUCAAGUCAUCACUAACCAUUAAAAAAUGAAAUUUAUGCAUUUUAUGUUACAUAACAUAUGGGGCAGCUGCUCAUUUAUGACGCACAAAUAAAAAACUUGAAAUUCUAAUAACAUUCUUAAUCUUUAAUGGAUUUUCCUCAAACCUUCACCAAUAUUUCUUAUCAUUUUCCUGCUAUCUGUACAAUGAAAUUUUGUCAGGGUGAACUUCCCCUUUAAGUCUGGUGUGAAAUCAUUGGUCCUUUCUAUACUUGAUGAUCAAACAUCAAAAGCUAUGUUGGUUAUUAUUAUGUAGUGGGUUUGUAUUUUACUAGUGGCUACUCGUGCCAGAUAACAAAAGAGAAACUUUGAUUCGUUUCUGGUGAGAAAAAAAACAGUCAUUUGAAGGCAUUGAUAUCACUGCAGCUGCCCCGUCUAUUUUCAAAGAAGGAUUUCCAGAUAUUUCGUGUUCUGCAAUGCCAUGGGAACCGCACCAAUUAAUGUAAGAAAGCCUCAAGAAUCAUAGUGGAGUUUACUUUCGGAUUUUUGAACUCCAGUCAUUUUGAUAGUUUUGAAUCGUGUUGAGGAAAUGCUCAAGGGCUGUUACUUGCUACGAAUAAAGAGACAUUUUAAUGCAGAUAUAUGAAUUGAUUGAGCAUUUUUUUUCAUUUAGAGUAUUAUUCUGUAUCCAGAAUGAACUUGUUGAUCAAAUCUAUAUAUAGGCCUGCUUAAUGAUUACCCUAGGAACAACACUUGUUUGAGCACAGAAAAUAAAGAAACUGUAGAGCAAAUGGUAUCAUUUAAUGUAAAAGAUCUGUUUUUAUUAACUUCGGUCUAAAACUGCAGGAUAUCGAGGAGCCAUUUCUUAAAAGGUGUCAGUUAACAAUUUUGUCAACACUGUACAUGUUAAUAAUCUGAGACAAUUUUAUGAAAGUUGUCAGCAUUGACAACUUAUUGUUUUCGGACAGUUACCAUAGUAACAGACACUGAUGCUGCUCAGUCAAUCACAAGCAAGGAAAGUUGUCAGGUGUGCCUAGUAUCCCUCCCCACCUUUACAACCUGAUUUUAUAUUGUUGCUAAUCCCCCCAAUAAUAUUAUGAUUUUUAAAUAUGUGACCUCUAUUCCUAAUGCUUGUAUCUCUCCAUGAUAAUGUAUAUAAAAUAGAAAGCAAUUUGCAAUAUAUCUGUUUGAGAUUACCGGUAUGUUAUUUAUGAUGUAUGUGUGUACAUGUAUAUAAUUUUUGUAAUAGCAAAGUUCAAAAUGAAUAAUCAAGUUAACAAAAAAUC
Lytechinus pictus (painted urchin) is the source of this 3278-nucleotide messenger RNA. Its product is annotated as ubiquitin-conjugating enzyme E2 U-like. Lineage: Eukaryota; Metazoa; Echinodermata; Echinoidea; Temnopleuroida; Toxopneustidae. The coding region runs from base 208 to 1194 and encodes 328 amino acids. The record is from RefSeq and is a predicted model, not a curated record. The transcript has 10 exons. Gene Ontology annotation, cellular component: HULC complex. Gene Ontology annotation, molecular function: ubiquitin conjugating enzyme activity. Gene Ontology annotation, biological process: proteasome-mediated ubiquitin-dependent protein catabolic process; protein polyubiquitination; DNA repair.